CAUAGACAGCCUUGGCGCAUACUCGAAAUUGCAGCGCUGAACGUCGCGAGAGUUCACCUAACCCUUGAUAAUCCGUUAUCAGCAGGUUGCAACAUGACCGCACAGUGGUUCCGGUCAGUCUUUCUUGUCGGUAACCCAUCGGGAGCCUACAUAUGUCCCUUCGGGGAUGGAUGCACACUACCUCUGGAGAAUACAACCGCUUCUAUUUACGCCCACCUUCGCCUGCAUGGUCACGUUUACAAGCAUCGUGACCGUGCUCCAUGCCCCUGGCCGGGGUGUCGGAAGGAGACACGCUGGGGAAACGUCGCUCGACACGUCAUAGAGCGUCACUUGCGGGUAAAAUCGCAAUGUAUGUGGUGCGGACAUAGUUACGUGAGAAGCGGAGCACUUGCAGCGCACAUGGAUGUUUGUAUCGAGGCUUAUAUCAAAAACAUCUUCCAAGAAUACCCAAAUAUAACUCACUACGAGGAAUAAUCUGUUACUGCGUACUAGACGCCUUCUCAGUGAUUGCCUGGUUGGGAUUUGUAAGCGUACCACAAAAAUGUAAAUGUAUCUUCCAUAGUCUGUUAGGUGACUCUUUUCUGUACCUCACCUAGUAUACUUGUUCUAUGUGGCGUGGUGUGAACCUCGCAACACAUGUUGGAAAUUCAACUUUUGAAUCGGAG
Molecule: messenger RNA, 665 nt
Organism: Pisolithus orientalis
Lineage: Eukaryota; Fungi; Basidiomycota; Agaricomycetes; Boletales; Pisolithaceae
Exons: 2
Coding region: 94-474 (126 amino acids)
Source: RefSeq, a predicted model, not a curated record